AUGGCGUACAAAUCUCUAGACUCAAUCACGAGGUCUGAUAUCGAAGCUCUUGGGAUAUCCGGCGAUGUCGCGGAGAGGCUCCUCAGAGAUCUCCAAGAGAUUAUUCGUAAUUACAGUUUCGCCACGCCGCCGGAGACGUGGGUUCAGAUUUCUCGGCGGAUCCUUCACCCUGAUCUCCCUUUCUCUUUUCACCAGAUGCUCUAUUACGGCUGCUACAAGGAUUUCGGACCCGACCCACCCGCUUGGAUACCCGACCCCAAGGUUGCUUCUUUAACCAACGUUGGCGAUUUGCUAGAGAGGCGUGGCAAAGAGUUGUUAGGUGAAAAUUACAAGAAUCCCAUUUCGAGCUUCUCCAGCUUUCAGGAAUUCUCCGUAUCAAAUCCUGAGGUGUAUUGGAGAAUUGUUCUGGAUGAGUUAAACAUAUUGUUUUCAGUACCUCCAAAGUGCAUUCUAGAAAAUGACACCUCUGGAGACAAUCCUGGAGGGAACUGGCUUCCUGGAGCCUACUUGAAUCCCGCAAGAAUCUGUUUGGCCAAUGGUCUCAACAGAAGAUCGGAAGACGUUGCGAUCCGAUGGCGUGACGAAGGAAGCGAUGAUCUUCCGGUCAACACCAUGACACUUGUCGAGUUACGAGCACAGGUCUGGUUAGCUGCACAUGCUCUCAAUGCCUUGCGUUUGGAGGAAGAGUCUGCGAUUGCGGUUGAUAUGCCGAUGAAUGUUGAGUCUGUGGUUAUAUACCUUGCCAUUGUCUUAUCAGGCCACGUAGUUGUUUCCAUAGCUGAUAGUUUCUCUCCUCAAGAAAUAUCAACACGGCUUAAGAUCUCAAAAGCAAAAGCCAUAUUUACUCAGGAUGUGAUCAUUCGUGGUGAUAAAAAUAUUCCACUCUAUAGAAGAGUUGUUGAUGCAGAAGCACCUGUGGCUAUUGUUAUCCCAGCGAGAGGCUCUAGCAUCAGUGUGAACCUGCGUGAGAAUGAUUUGUCUUGGAACGACUUUCUUGGAAAAGCAAGAAAUUUGAGAGGCGUGGAAUAUGUAGCCGUAGAGAAACCAGCGGGAGCUUACACGAACAUCCUGUUUUCAUCAGGAACCACAGGUGAGCCAAAGGCUAUUCCAUGGACGAACAUAUCUCCACUGAAAUCUGCUGCUGAUGCUUGGUGCCACUUGGAUGUUCACCGGGGAGAUGUUGUUGCUUGGCCGACCAACCUUGGGUGGAUGAUGGGUCCGUGGCUCGUUUAUGCUUCCUUGAUUAAUGGGGCUUGCAUGGCUUUAUACAAUGGAUCACCUCUUGGUCCUUCCUUUGCCAAGUUUGUGCAGGAUGCAGAGGUUACAGUGCUGGGCGUGAUACCAAGCAUUGUUCGGACAUGGAAAAACUCAAACUCUUCUUCUGGUUAUGAUUGGUCACGAAUCCGUUGUUUUGGUUCGACUGGUGAAGCUUCGAAUGUAGACGAGUAUCUAUGGCUGAUGGGGAGAGCUCAUUUCAGCCCUGUAAUCGAGUAUUGUGGCGGAACUGAGAUUGGAGGCAGUUUCAUCGCAGGCUCUUUGCUUCAGCCUCAGUCGCUUGCUGCUUUUAGCACCGCUGCUAUGGGUUGCAAGCUUUUCAUUCUUGGUGAAGAUGGCAAUCCUCUUCCUCCAAAUGUAGAGGGAGUGGGCGAAUUGGCUCUUCAUCCUCACGUGUUUGGAGCUUCAAGCACUCUCCUGAACGGAAACCACUACAAAGUUUACUUCAAAGGAAUGCCAACCUUCCAAGGACAGAUUUUACGAAGACACGGAGAUUUGUUUGAACGGACUUCAAGAGGAUAUUACCGUGCUCACGGACGUGCUGAUGACACAAUGAAUCUUGGUGGCAUAAAGGUCGGUUCUGUUGAGAUCGAGCGAGUUUGUAACUCCGUUGAUGAUAGUAUCUUGGAGACAGCAGCCAUCGGUGUACCGCCUCUCAAUGGCGGUCCUGAGCAGCUAGUAAUUGCUGUUGUGUUCAACAGUCCAGAGUUGGCAAAUCACGACUUGAGCCUCUUGAAGAAGUCUUUCAACUCUGAGAUACAAAAGAAACUUAAUCCACUGUUCAAGGUAUCGUCUGUAGUGACUCUGCCGUCUCUGCCGAGGACGGCUACAAAUAAGGUUAUGAGAAGGCCAUUGUUCAUCCUUACCGGAGGACUAGGCGAAAGUGAACCAAACGACGUCGGUCAAUCCGACGGAGCAACCAUGUCCUCGUCUCUUCUUCUCUCCGGUUCUACAGUCUCUUCUCCGUUUAUCGCUCCAUCGAAGCCUUCUCUAUCACGAAACCCCAAUAAGUCACUGUUACCAUUUCGGAAUGUUUCAAGAAGCUUCAAAAUCCCUAGGUGCGCCGUUGAUUCCCCAUACGGAGGAGGCAACGCCCCAACGUUCCCGAGGACGAGAGUUUGGGAUCCAUACAAGCGUUUAGGAAUCAGUCCGUAUGCUUCCGAGGAAGAAAUCUGGGCCUCUCGUAACUUUCUCUUGGAGCAGUACGCUGGACACGAGAGAAGCCAAGAGUCGAUAGAAGGCGCCUUUGAGAAGCUUCUCAUGUCAAGUUUCAUCAAGAGGAAGAAGACUAAGAUCAAUCUCAAAACAAAGCUGAAGAAGAAAGUCGACGAGUCUCCUCCGUGGCUCAAAGCUCUGUUAGAUUUUGUUGAAAUGCCUCCGAUGGACACUAUCUUCAGAAGACUGUUCCUCUUUGCCUUCAUGGGUGGUUGGAGUAUCAUGAACUCUGCAGAAGGCGGUCCUGCCUUUCAGGUGGCGGUCUCGUUGGCUGCUUGCAUAUAUUUCUUGAAUGAGAAGACGAAGAGCUUGGGGAGAGCUUGCUUGAUCGGAAUUGGUGCUUUAACGGCUGGGUGGUUCUGCGGUUCGCUGCUCAUUCCAAUGAUUCCGACGUUUCUCAUUCAGCCGACAUGGACACUCGAGCUCUUGACAUCAUUGGUUGCUUAUGUGUUUUUGUUUCUUUCUUGUACUUUCCUCAAGUAA
Messenger RNA from Microthlaspi erraticum, 2973 nucleotides. Lineage: Eukaryota; Viridiplantae; Streptophyta; Magnoliopsida; Brassicales; Brassicaceae. The record is from the annotation of a GenBank genome assembly.